This is a messenger RNA of Mytilus trossulus (common blue mussel), 2066 nucleotides long. Its product is annotated as proline-rich protein 11-like. The record is from RefSeq and is a predicted model, not a curated record. The coding region runs from base 33 to 953 and encodes 306 amino acids. NCBI's taxonomy places the organism in Eukaryota, Metazoa, Mollusca, Bivalvia, Mytilida, Mytilidae. The transcript has 9 exons.
AGAUGAGAAUAAAAGAGUAGAAAAAUUUGAAUAUGUAUUUAAAGAAUAAAGAAGAAGAUAAAAAUAGAUUCCCUAGUAUUCUGUUGCUAAGUGACUGUUUUGGUAGAGAAGGAGUAGAUGUUUCAGGAUGGAUAAGCAUGCUCAAGAUAUUUCUCCAUAUAACUGGAGUAUUUAACUGGGUGCAGCAGUGGAUGUUCAGGAGAAGUAAUGAAAACCCAGAGUUAUUAGAAACACGAAGAAGAUUAAGAAACCUUGAAGAGCAAGUCAGACAAUUAAUACUGGAACAAAAAAAACUGGCUACAAAUUCUGUUGGAAAUAAUUGUACAGUAUGUACCUGUCAAAGGCAUGGAGAAGUAGGUGUGGUCAAUAGUAGAGGGUGUGUCCCACAAGCACCCCCUCCACCGCCUCCUCCACCACCGCCACCACCCCCUCCGCCUCUCCCACCAGUGAUGUCAUUAUCAAAGAGAGUAUUGGCUGAAAAGAACAACAAUACAAUGAAAUCAACAGAUAAGCCAAAGAAGAGUCCUUUGAAGUCAUUAGUGUUAACACCAGCUGACCUCCAGCAGAUCAAACUCACCACUCCUAAAGAAAGACAUCCUUCACAAAAUGGAAAGAGAAAUCCCAAUGGUUGUAUACAACCAUUGAUUACAGAAGAAGAUCUGAGGAAUAAAUGUCUUAACAAAGUUUUACUGACCACACCAAACAAAGAAAAUGUCAAACACAGGUUAGCACAAGAAGUAUUAAGUUUUAGGUUAAAGAAAACUGAAAUUAAAAGAAGUCCAGGAGGAACACCACAGGUGAACAGAAAAAGGAAGAUGAGAAGGGGGAGUGGCUUAGCACCAGUCAUGGCAACAGCACUCAGAAAAAAGUUCAUAACAGUACACAGUAGUCCAAACACAUCUGACAGUUCAGUAAACAGUCCUUUGUCAACAGAUUCAAGUCCGUUUAGUUGAAUUUCAUCCUUUAUAUCUAGUCUUAUAUUGUUAUAUAUUUUUGGUUGCCACAUGUACAUUAUUGUUAUCUUAUAUAUUUGAAUAUGUUGACCUCAGAAUGGUUGAUUGGAAAUUUAAAGAGUUACCUACCUUAUAUAUACGUUAAUAGUGUCAAACAUGGGAGAUAAUUGUUAACAAGAUACAUUAUAUGAUAAUGCAUUUCACUUUGUUGAAUGGUGGAAACCAUAUCUCAUUUAAAGGAGAAGAGGCAUUAUUAAUUCCUGUAAUUUCAGCCCAAAACUUGAAAAGACUUUACCUCAUUCAACCUAGAGAUCUGCACUUGUUAUUUAGAUUUUUUUAUCUAAUUAAUUUUAGGGGUUUCCCUAACAAAACAUAGAAUUAAACAUUCCUGCUUUAAUAUUAUCCCCUGCCUUUUGGUAUGUGAUAUGCAAUGUCUGAAUAUUUAUUAUUAAUUUACUUACUGAAUAAUAAAAUGUUACAUAUGAUUUUUUUUUUCAAUUUUAAAAUACUUAUUUUGAAAUAAGAAAAUUACUUGUAUCAGUUAUAAAACAAUAUUGUACUUGUACUUUUUUUUUCGCGGGUACUUAUUUGUACAAAUUGUGUAUUUCAAACACGUUCACAGGUAUUUAUUUUCGCUAUUUUAAAAUUAUUGCCUUUUAGUUUAAAGGUUUGAUUUAGAUUUGCCUGUAUUUAUUUUCGUGAUAAUAACCCAACCGUGAAAUUCAUGAAAAUAAAUACGCUGGGAAAAAUAAGUACAACUACAGUACUCUUGAGUCAACUAAUAUUUUUCAGUAAUGAAUGGCUUAUGCAUCUAGAAUAAACAUUUUAAUUGAGGGAAUUCACUGAACAUUGAAAUGUGAUUGUGCAAGUAGGCAUGCUUUUCUACAGACACAUACUCUUGGUAUCCUUUGUUCAACUGUUUAAUAUAUAUGCCAAAUUAGGGUUUUGACUGAAAAAUAAACGACAGUAUUUUGUAGUUUUUCAUACCCAAAUAAAAGCUUUUUAUUUAUACAUUUAUAGAUAUUUAUAUUAUAUAUGAUAUUUCAUGAAAAAUAUCGAUGCUAUGAUUUGUAUAUUGCUUUAUUAUGUCUUUCAAAUAUAAAGUCUUUCAGA